AUGGGGGAUGAGGAGAACAAUUUUCAACCUUCAAAAAAGAGGGCUGCUGGAGUGCAACUAUCUCGAGAUAACCCUGGUCUUGAUGAUGAUGAAACCUCUGAACCAGAGACAGGAAGUUUCAAAAAGGCAAGUGACGAGGUUUUGGCAAGUAGAAGAAUAGUGAAAGUUCGUCGCCAUCAAACAUCAACUCCACCAGUCCCUAACUCUGCCCCAGCCCCUUCUUCUAACCCUUUUGCCACGAUACGUCUGGUUCCUCCUCCUGGUUCUGCUGCUUCAGAAAAGGUUGAAGAGAGUGGUGUUGUGAGAAAAGAAAUUGAACAAAUUGAUAAGAUCUAUAACCGAUCUAAGAACAAGGUUGAUGAGCUAAAGGAAGAACCAACUGUAGGGGAUGCAAAAACUGAUAUCAAGGAUGAGAAUGCCAAGCAAUCCGAAAGUGAAGUUGAUGAAUCUAAAGCUGAAUUAAAUGCAGAGAAGGGUGAAACUGAUGAUGUCAGUGAGCCAAACAAAACUAAUUCUGCUGAUGAGAAAGCAGAAGAAAGUGAGAAGUCUACUGUCGAAGCCAAGAAACCUACAGAAAACGUUAACAUCGAGAAUGAAGCAGGGAAAGAUGCAGAAGCCGAGAUAACUGAGGAAAAUGGUAGUGGUGAUAAAAAUAUCGCAAAGGGUGCAGAAAGUUCACCCUUCGGCUCAUUUCGGCAACUUUCAAGCAGCCAAAACGCUUUCACCGGACUUACUGGAACAGGGUUUUCCAGUUCUACAUUCUCAUUUGGAUCAAUUCCUAAAGAUGGAUCUCCACCAAGUUCUGGUUCCAAUUUCGGGUUGAAGAACGACCUGCUUUCUAUUGGCUUUGGUGCUUCUGGUAACGGAAGUUCUUCCAUUUUUGGCACCUUGGGUCCAACUAUAGACAACAAAAGUGGGGGAAGUGCAUUCUCUUCUAUGCAGGAGGUCCCUGUUGAAACAGGAGAAGAGAAUGAGAAGGUUGUUUUCACAGCCGAUUCUGCGAUGUUUGAAUUUACUGAUGGAGCUUGGAAGGAACGCGGGAAGGGGGAACUUAAGGUCAAUGUCUCCACAACAGGGAUAAGAAAAGCUAGAUUGAUUAUGAGAGCCAGAGGAAAUUAUCGGUUGAUUUUGAAUGCCGGUCUCUUCCCGGACAUGAAGCUGACUAAUAUGGACAAGAAAGGCAUAACUUUUGCCUGUGUGAAUACUGCCAGUGAAGGGAAAGACGGACUUUCUACUUUUGCUUUGAAAUUUAAGGAUGCCUCCGUAGUCGAAGAGUUUCGAGCUGCUGUCACAGAGCAUAGAGGUAAGACCGCUGUUCCUCUGAAGACCCCUGAAAAUUCUCCCUAG
Messenger RNA from Fraxinus pennsylvanica, 1347 nucleotides. Lineage: Eukaryota; Viridiplantae; Streptophyta; Magnoliopsida; Lamiales; Oleaceae. The record is from the annotation of a GenBank genome assembly.